Messenger RNA from Ruditapes philippinarum (Manila clam), 937 nucleotides. RefSeq names its product coiled-coil domain-containing protein 42 homolog. The record is from RefSeq and is a predicted model, not a curated record. Lineage: Eukaryota; Metazoa; Mollusca; Bivalvia; Venerida; Veneridae.
UUACGGAUUAGAAGUAAACAUUCAUAAGAGACGAACGAAAACUUCGAAAUUAGGGAUAUUUUUUGUUAUAAGGAUCGCAGAAUAAACAGCAAAAAUGGCAAUAAGCUUAGAAGAUUAUUUUAGAACAACAUUUGAGGACAAGCUCCUCGUUAAAAUGCCAGAGCGUGAAGAUGACCAUCUCACUCCUGCCACACGCUUGUUGGAGAAACGCAGAGAAAUGGCUGAGGUGGAACAGGCCUUGGCUGCACAGAAAGAGGAAUUUCAAAUGAAAAUGGAAAGUUUGCAGCAAAGGAGAGAAGAGUUGGAAAGGAAAGAAUAUCAACUUAAAAAAUCACUUUUACAGUUUGACAAAUUUUUAAAGGACAAUGACUCUAAGAAAGCAAGAGCAGUAAAGAAAGCCAAUGAUGAGAGAGAUAUGAAGAGGCAGAAAGAAAAGGAAAUUGAAAAAUUAAAAGAAGAAACAGGUGAUCUUGGAAGAACUAAAGACAGACUACAGAGAAAGUUAGAAAAUUACUCCAUAUUUCAUAAGUAUAUGGAGAAGGCGUUAGAGAGAGGAGAAGAGUUUCAUGAGAUGAGAGAUGUUAUAGCAAGAUAUGACACACUUACUGCCACACAUGAGGAUCUUUUAAAAAGUGACCAAAAGAAUCAAGAAGUUAUUGAAAGGCAUAGACAACAGCUUAAUAAAUAUAUUGAAGACAAGGAUAAUGAGAUCCUGUCAUAUAACAACCAGUUAUCAAGUUUACAGACCCGUCUUGAUGUAGCACAGAGUGAAGCUGUCAAGUGGGAGUCACAGUGGACACAUAUCAAAAAUACGGCUGCCAAGAAAACAUUAGAACUUGGAAGAAUCAAAAUGGCAACUCAUAACUUGUAUCAACUUGUGAAACGUCACCAGAAACAAGCUGCCCAGGCAGAGGAGACCCCAGACCAAUUAAACCAG